Messenger RNA from Juglans microcarpa x Juglans regia, 2126 nucleotides. RefSeq names its product probable serine/threonine-protein kinase DDB_G0282895. Gene Ontology annotation, biological process: protein phosphorylation. Gene Ontology annotation, molecular function: protein kinase activity; ATP binding. The record is from RefSeq and is a predicted model, not a curated record. The coding region runs from base 211 to 1980 and encodes 589 amino acids. Lineage: Eukaryota; Viridiplantae; Streptophyta; Magnoliopsida; Fagales; Juglandaceae. The transcript is spliced from 3 exons.
UUUAUUACUGCGGCAACGCAAUGGCAGACUCAUCUCACCCUCGGAACAAACGAACCACCGCCAUCUCCUAUUCCUCUGUUCUGUCACAAAUUCCUCUCAGAAAGAGAAAAUGAUGACAAACACAGCUCGGAAAAUCUGAGCGAAAGUUUGGGCUCCGGUAUUCAGCCUUGUGAACACCAACAUUUGGAUUGCAUACGUUUGACCGAGCUCAUGGCUGCGGCGCUGGAGUGCUGGUCCAGCCGAGCCAGCACGGACGAGGACAUGGUCGAGCAGGUGCUGAUGAGAACACAGGACCGGUCGGAAGGGUCACCUACGGCCAGCUCCGGUGGUUCCGGAGGGGCAUAUGGGGCGAAGGAGUCUUCGGCGAUGCAGAAGAGGCUCCAGAGGCUGAGCCGGAACGUGUCGGAGGCGCUCGCCUCCCUCAAGAACACUCUGAAUCUCGACUCGGCACGUGACUCACCGUCUCCCUCCUCGCCAAAGACCGAGUGCUGUAGGAAGGUCAUGUGGGGCAGCGUUGUGCGGAACCUUACGCAGCUCUAUCCCGGUAGCCAGCUCCCGGAGAAGCUCGUCUCCAACCUCCGCAAGCAUUAUGAUUCGUUGCCGCUCAGUUACGCUCAAGCGGGAUUUGAUAUGAAAGAAGUGUUUCUUCAUAUUAAGUUGAUAGAGGAGGCAUCGGGGGAUGACCACCCUGCGGUAGUUAUUCAAGAAGUGUCAGAUGAUGAAGUUCAGGGGUCUGUAUUCAAGCUCACAUUUGCAUGUAACUCUUUGAUUUCUUGGCCGGUGAUGUCCGGGGCACUGGACAGCGCGUCCAUUUGUUGCAAGAAGAUACAGAUCUUUGAGAAGAAGGGGUUCACUCUUGGGAUUCUUCUGGUUCAUGCCGGGAAGGAGAGAUCGUUCAAAACCCGGAUUGAAAAUGCACUUAAAUCGGCUACAAGGAAGCCAAAGGCCAAUGCAGUGAAGCUCACUUUUGGGCUUUGUGGGUGUCAGGAAGAGAGCACUAACGGGAGAGACUUUGCAGAGAUUGAAGAAGAACCGGUUGACCAAAAUGAUAGAAAUGGGGAUGAAUAUUUGAACACGAACUUUCAGCUUCAGAUGCCAUUGCCCACUUCUUCUUUCUAUGCAUCGGUUGAUGAAUGGCAGACGAUUCAGUCGGGUGGGGAUGAGAUUGGGAAAUGGCUGUUGAACUCAGAAAAUCUUGAAUUUAUCGAACAGAUUGGACCCAGUUCGUAUAAGGGGGUCUACGGGGGCAAAAAGGUUGGAAUUGAAAAGCUCAAGGGGUGUGACAAGGGGAAUUCUUAUGGGUUUGAGCUCCGAAAGGAUCUGUUGGAGUUGAUGACCUGUGGGCACAGAAAUAUUCUGCAACUCUAUGGUGUUUGCAUCGAUGAGAAUCAUGGGUUGUGUAUCGUGACGAAGUUGAUGGAAGGUGGCUCAGUUCAUAACUUAUUGCUGAAGAACAAGAAACUUCAGACUAAGGAAAUUAUAAGAAUUGCUGUUGACGUAGCGGAGGGGAUGAAGUUCAUGAAUGAUCAUGGCAUUGCAUAUAGAGACCUCAACACACACAGGAUCUUGUUGGACCGGCAUGGAAAUGCUUGCUUGGGGGACAUGGGUGUUGUUGCUGUUUGCAAGAGUGUUGGUGAGGCAAUGGACUACGAAACUGAUGGUUAUCGGUGGCUAGCUCCAGAGAUAAUUGCAGGUGACCCAGAGAGCGUUUCUGAGACCUGGAUGAGUAAUGCAUAUAGUUUUGGGAUGGUAAUUUGGGAGAUGGUGUCUGGUGAGGCAGCUUAUGCUGCAUAUUCACCGGUGCAAGCAGCGGUUGGGAUUGCUGCUUGUGGUCUUAGACCAGAGAUCCCCAAGGACUGCCCACAAGUUCUGAGAUCUUUGAUGACAAAAUGCUGGAACGGUAUCCCUUCAAAGCGCCUUCAAUUUUCUGAUAUUCUAUCGAUACUGUUGAGGCCAAACUGCAACAGCAGCAAACAAUAAGAGGUAAACAUCUUUAUAUUUUCUGUGGGACCUCAUCUGUUGGGUGCUAGUUCAGGUAAAACAAACCCUGGCCCUGGUUUAGGAGUUGCCAUGCACGAAUAUAGAUCCAUGAAGCUUAUGCAGAAGAAAUGAAGAUACAAUUAUCA